This is a messenger RNA of Felis catus (domestic cat), 6297 nucleotides long. RefSeq names its product synaptotagmin like 5 (gene SYTL5). Gene Ontology annotation, biological process: exocytosis; intracellular protein transport. Gene Ontology annotation, molecular function: neurexin family protein binding; phospholipid binding; small GTPase binding. The coding region runs from base 508 to 2772 and encodes 754 amino acids. Gene Ontology annotation, cellular component: exocytic vesicle; plasma membrane. The record is from RefSeq and is a predicted model, not a curated record. Lineage: Eukaryota; Metazoa; Chordata; Mammalia; Carnivora; Felidae. The transcript has 19 exons.
CCCUGGCGCGGCCGCCUGGGGGCGUCGAGCAGAGGGCCCUGCGGAAGGGGCGGCUGGAGACCGCCUCCCAGCGCUCCGACCGGGUACCUGGAGGGGCGGGGAGGGAGAGGGGCGCGCGACGGAGAGGCGGGCGCCCGGCGCGUGAGUCACUCCGCUCCCCGGGGUGCGGAGCGGGACAUCGCCUCCCGCCUGGGAUCUGCAUUUCAUCUCCAGCUUCAGCGACCAGCCGCCUUUCCGUCUAGGUGAGGACCAGCUCUUUGCUGCAUUUGGCAGACAUGGCGUUACCAAUCAGAUGGCUAAGAAUAGUCAUCUGAUUCCUGCUUUGUAGCAUUCUGAAGGAUUGACCUUCUUGGAAUGUAAUCCCAGUGGCGUCUCUUUUCUGUGUAGCCCUCUCUGCCAUCAAACAGCCAAGUGACUCCGGGUUGAUCCGGGGCGCCUCAAGAAUUGCGGAUAUCACUUCACCUGGAAGAUUCACCCACUGCUACUCAGAGCUGUUUCUGAAAUACCAUGUCUAAGAGCUCGGAGUUUAUCAAUCUGUCAUUUUUGUUAGAUCAUGAGAAGGAAAUGAUCCUGGGAGUCCUAAAGAGAGAUGAAUAUUUGAAAAAAGUGGAGGACAAGAGAAUAAGGAAGCUGAAAAAUGAACUCUUAGAAGCAAAACGUAGAAGUGGGAAGACUCAACAAGAAACCAGCAGAGUCUGUGUCUACUGUCAGAGAAACCUGGGCUUAAUAUUCGACCGAGGAGACCCGUGCCGGGCCUGCUCACUGAGAGUGUGCAGCGAAUGCCGGGUCUCGGGCCUUGACGGCAGCUGGCAAUGCACCAUCUGUGCCAAAGUCGCGCAGCUAAGGAUUGUAACCGGUGAAUGGUUUUUUGAAGAAAAGGCAAAGCGUUUCAAGCAAGUCAAUCUUCUGGGCACUGAUAUAGUCCGACAGUCCAUCUUAAGAAGAAGCCCAGGAACUGAAGAAAUACAAAGUCAAGAGCAACCCCACCAGGAUGCAGAAAAGGCAGACACUUCACCUUCUGCCAGGCAAAAGGCCAGUCAUGAUGGACCCAGGAAAAAGGGAUUUCUUCUUAGCAAGUUCAGAUCAGCAACCAGGGGAGAAAUCAUAACUCCAAAAACUGAAAGUGGGCGGAGCUACAGCUUGGACUUAGACGGCCAAAACUUUCGGAGUUUAAAGUCCAUCCCUGGUUCAGACAGGGGAAGCACUGGUUCAUCAGACCUUUAUGACCAGGAAGCUGGCCCGGCAACUUGGAAGAGCAGCCGGAGCAGUGGAGUGACCCCCGUCACGCAGAGGUCACCGGCUCCAAGCACACGCAGCGUGACCUCAGCCAGCAGUAGAGAACGUGGUUUCGAAAAUUCCAUGGAUUUGGCUGCCCUUGAAGGCACAUCUGACGACCUCACAAAGAGUCGUCGCAGAAACACUUCUGGCACACCGUCCAUAGCAGUGUCUGAGGUCUCCCUCUCCUCAGACCGGAGUCGAUCUGAAUUAGAUUUGAGUGGGUCAUUUCCAGAAGAUUUAGAGAAUACAGUAAACAUAAGAAGCAAGUCUGUCCCUGGGGCUUUAGACAAAGACUUGGACUCCUUGGAAGACGCUGGGGAAGGCAUUAAUGACUUAGUGUCCUCACGGUUUUCGGCAAACACCCACAGUCUAGCAAGUGGCCUGUCAACCAGUUCUCCAGCAGGCUCUGACAGGAAGUGGACCUACCUGAAUGUCCCUGAUGCUGACUCAGACACUACCAGCCUUAACAGCAUGAUGAGUGUUUACAGUGAAACAGGAGACUAUGGCAACGUGAAGGUCAGUGGUGAAAUCCUUCUUCACAUCAGCUACUGCUACAAAACUGGCGGGCUCUACAUUUUUGUCAAGAAUUGCAGAAAUCUGGCCAUAGGAGAUGAAAAGAAACAGAGGACGGAUGCUUAUGUCAAGUCGUACCUUCUUCCUGACAAGUCCAGAAACAAUAAACGCAAGACCAAGAUCAGAACAGGCACCAAUCCAGAAUUCAACGAGACAUUAAAGUACACCAUCAGCCAUACCCAGCUGGAAACAAGAACUCUGCAGCUCUCAGUCUGGCAUUAUGAUCGAUUUGGACGUAACAGCUUCCUUGGGGAGGUGGAGAUUCCUUUUGACUCAUGGAAUUUUGAAAAUCCAAGUGAUGAGUGGUUUGUGCUUCAGCCCAAGGUGGAAUUUGCUGCUGACAUAGGCCUUCACUAUAAAGGAGAGCUGACAGUUGUCUUACGUUACAUUCCCCCAGAGGAGAACCUGGUGCUUCCUCUAGAACAAGUUCAAGGAAAGAAGAGCUUCAAAAGGGGAAAGAAGAAGGAGUCACCUGUAAUAUUUGGAGGAAUACUGGAAGUGUUCAUCAAAGAGGCAAAGAAUUUGACCGCAGUGAAGUCGGGAGGCACUUGCGAUAGCUUUGUGAAGGGCUACCUGCUCCCUGAUGAUAGCAAAGCCACCAAGCACAAAACUCUGGUAAUAAAAAAGAGUGUUAACCCUCAGUGGAACCAUACUUUCAUGUUCAGUGGCCUGCAUCCCCAGGACAUAAGGAAUGUUUGCCUCGAACUUACUGUCUGGGACAAGGAGGCCUUUUCCAGCAACAUCUUUCUGGGAGGAGUUCGUUUGAAUUCUGGAACUGGUAUGAGCCAUGGGAAGAACGUGGAUUGGAUGGACUCUCAGGGGGAAGAGCAACGCCUUUGGCAGAAGAUGGCCGACAAUCCCGGGACUCCCGUAGAGGGUGUACUCAUGCUCCGUUCCAGCAUGGGGAAGUGUAGACUCUGAAGGUACCAGUCUCCAAAAUGGGGCCUCCAGGCACUGUCUGGCUGCCAUUUCCUAUUAUUAUCAGGCUUGGUACCUGGGAUUCUGUUUCCCUGCCAUUUCUCACCUGAGGGAACUGGGACAUGCAGGGAGAGAUGUCAGUGUUAUGAACAUUUAGGGACUUGCUGAGUGUCUAUAAGAGCAUGUACCUCCAUAUGUCCAUGGACCAAGGCCUUUUUAAUUGGAUGAUGGAAAGUGUGUCACAUUGUCCUGUCAGCAAGUAAAUUGUACAGUGAUUCAUAGGCUUUAUACCAUAAGGGAAAUGGUGCAAAUUUCUUUGAAACUACAGUAGAGAUUUGGAGUCCCUAAACUUCUAUUAAUGAGUUAUUUUAGGUUUCUUAAAAGGGUUUGAGGGAUAAAGGGGCCACUCAUAAUAUAGAUCACUUGAAGAGUAAAAAGGAAUACUGUCUACCCUUUUCUCACCCUGGGAAUCCCCACAGUCCAAAGAAGGCAUGGUGGGGAUGGUUGCUUGGACAAGGAGGUGGCCCUGUUAUUGUAGCAAACUUGUGGAUUAACCAGGUAAGUUUUCAAGAUGAACUGAAAGGUUUUUUUGGUGACUAUAUAAUUUAUAAUCUAAAUCAGCCCACUUUUGAGAAUGAGAAGAACGAAAUUAUUAUACUGGAACAACAGAUGUAAACCAGGAUUGAACUGGGAAAAUUGGGAUGUAGGGUCACCCUAAUUAUGACCUAACAAUUAGUUCUAUUAUAAACAGUUAGUUUAUAAAAUAUUCUAAGCCACUAACUACAAGGAAGUAAGAACUAAUGCACAUUUUGAGCUCCUGCUUGUAUCAUAUUUACUGAUAUCUCUUUGGUCAAAGGAAGUCAAAUGGCCAAGCCUAAAAUCAAGAGGCAGGAAAAUCCAUCUGUGCACGACGAAGCCAUGGCAAGUUUGAUAUGCAGAAAGGGAAGAAGAAUUGUUACCAGUAGUUCAGUCUACCAUACUUUCUGUUACCUGGAAUUCUAGAUGCUUUAGCCACCAAACUUAAAUGCAAAGGUAGUUGAAGCAGAAAGGUACCUCAGACCUGUUCCUCAUUUUGCAUAUUCCAAAUCUGAAGCCCAGGGAGCUGACAUGACUUGGCCAAGGUCAUAUAGAAGCUAUGACUAUAUUCAGACUUAAAUCCAGGCUGUGAUUUAUAGGCCAGUAUUCUUUCUCCUGUAGCCCCUGGCAUAAUCUUGUGCUUAUCCAGGUGGAGAGGAGGGCAUAGAUGAAAGAAGGUGGAGCAGAGUCGGAUUACUUCAGUAUGAAGUACCUGAUCGACUUUUCUGCCAGAGUCCUAGUCUAGCCCCUCAGCUCAUUUUUUUACUUGAAUUCAUAUAAAAUCUUUGAAAGGAUAGAAACUGAAUUUUAGUGGUAAGAAAGGUAGAAUCAUCUUUAGGCUUAUUCAAGCUAAUUUUUCCAUAUUCUAAAUUUCUUCUUGAAUUUUGAAAACUGAUUUAAGAAUAUAUUUAGCAUUAUUCUGAGGGAAUAAGCAGUCCAUUUUCAGUAUUAUUCAAAAAAGGCUAAUUCUCAAAAAUUAAAGUUACCAGUCUAGUGUAGCUCAGUAUAUAUGGAAUAUUUUUUAAAAACUCAAACUCCCAUCCCUAUGUUGCCCUUCUUAAGAAACAAAACACAAAGUGUAAGAUCAUCACUACUUCCUGUAUUGGAACACUUGUCUUCAGACUUGACCUGACCCAUUCUGUCUUCAUUGAUAUUUUGGGAACACGUGAGAGGGAGAUGAUGGUGAAGUAUGGAGACAUCUCUAAAGUAAACAAAAUGGGGGCGCCUGGGUGGCUCAGUCAGUUAAGCGUCCGACUUCGGCUCAGGUCAUGAUCUCAUGGUUUGUGAGUUCAAGCCCCACAUUGGGCUCCGUGCUAACAGCUUGGAGCCUGGAGUCUACUUCUUUGGCUCUCUCUCCCUCUGCCCCUCCCGUGCUCGCUCUCUCUCUCUCUCUCUCUCUCUCUCUCUCUCUCUCAAAAAUAAAUUUAAAAAAAAAUUUAAAAAUACAGUAAAAAUGAAGUAGGUUUAUUUGCUAACAAUAAAAGUGGCAAAAUAAUAAAUUCUAAAAUCUAUAACUUAAACUCUAGAUGAGCAUAAACUUUAUGUGUUCAGAUCUUUGCCACAUUUAGAGCAGUUUUCUGUAUUUGGGUUUCAUAAAAUCCAACAUCUAACUGGGUAUUUCCACAAUGCGAAACCUAGGUAUGCAGAAGUCCAUCAGAAACCUGCGAUGUUGUUCUCAGAGAGAAAAGGUAAAUUGAUCUUCAUGUCAUUCUUUUUACUAAGUAUUGUGUAGAAGUACAAAUAUCUUUAAAUCUAGAUUACAUAUGUGAAUGGCACACAAUUCAAAUAGUUCAAAAUUGUGAAAAGUCCGUCUGCCUUCCUCCUCUUCCAUAGCAGAAAUGAUUGAUAGUCUCAUUCUUUCUUAUGCAUAUAGGGUAUUACAUUAUAGGGAUAUAGCAAAUUUAUUUAACCAUUCCUAUCAAAUGCCAUGUUAAAUGUGGUUAACUAAGCUAUCUAUGUUUGGUGGCUUUUCUGAACAACCUCUUCUUUCAAACAUCAACACUUCGAAAUUCAAAAUGAGAUUUUUGGGUAUUUCCAAUUUGGGGUAUUUGUCCUACAGAGAUAGAUACAGAUGUGAGAAAUGAGUACAUACAAAAGUAUUUAUUGCAAAAGAUAGAAAACAACCCAGUAGCCCCUCAGUACAGGCCUUCUGCAAUAUCAUAUAUGCCUAGUUUUUCUGUGCCGUUAGUUGCUCCCUCUCCUUCUCUGUUAAAGAUUGUUAAAUGAUAAGCAUCGGAUUCUUCAGUGCUUGUUGUUUCUUAUCACUUCAUACACCAUCUCUGGCAUUAUCAUGUAUGCUGCCCUCGUAGUUUUAUAUGCUUAUAACUUCAAACUCACAUCUCCAACCCAGACCCUUCCUCUCAGCCUUAGACUCAGACUCACCUACCUAUAUGACCUAUCCACCAGCAUAGCUCAUGUUUUCAACAUAGUCAAAAUGGAACCCUUUAUUCCACCUUCCCCUUGUACCCAAUUCUUCCUAUUCUAGUAUAUCCUGUCUCAGUGCCUUGUACUGUCAUCUACCCACUUGAGCCAGUUCAGCUGGACAGUUCAGCCCAGUCUGUCUCAGCACAGAUAAAAGCACAGAGAGUGCUCUCCAGCCCAGCUCUCCAUAUCGCCUUCUCAGAAGAUACCAUGACCUUGCUGGAGUGUCCUUGUCAGGACAUCUCAGCCCUCAGCAUUCCCUCGCUUGAAUCAUACAAGUUGUAAAGGGAUAUGGGCAAGCUUUAAAGCCUGACUUUAUCCAUUCAGGUUGUCAACAGUACUUUCAGGACAUCUGGAAGAUAAUUUAUCAGCUCUCAUUUCACUUACAUUGUCACUAUAACUGGAAUCAUCAUGUUGUAGAUCUUCCAGGACACAAAAAUGCCAAACACAAAGAUAUUUUGAUGGAACUUCAUAAUCCUAGUCUCCUUUUCCUUAAUAAACCCACACAAAUAUAUGACCAUUGAUCUUUAA